AAGAAAAGAAAACCAGAAAAAACAACAACCCCACAGCAUAGACCAGUAGGCCUCACCCCUUUUUAUGACAGGAUCCAAUGCCUCCCCCUCUCUCUCUCUCUCUCUCAUUUUACUCCUCUUACCCUAGUCUCCUCUCUCUUCCAAAACAUUCAAUAUACUAGCAAAAGUCAGCGCCUGCUCCUUAUCUCGUUACCUCCAAAGCCAAGAACCCAUCUUCUCCGGUUGCUGCUGCUUCUGAGCCAAUGGAGGAGGAGCACUGCUUCAACAACUGGGAUCUGGACGCCGUCGUGCGCCUGGGCUGCCGCCGCCGCCUCUCCCCACCGCCGCAGGCCGACCCCUUCGCCUCGUUCGCUCCUCCGCCACCGCAGCAGCAGGAGAAGCCUGCGGCUCCAGCGCCUGCCAGGGAGAGGGAGGAAGAUGCAGCUGGGUGGAGCUUUCCGGACCUCUGCGCGGGUGACGUCGCCGGCGGCGGCCAAGACGGGGACGAGCUCCUCAAGGCCUUGUUAGCCGCCCAGCCUCCCCAGCCGUCGCAUCUGCCAACGCCGCCGCCACCCCAGCAACAGCAGCAGCCGGUGGUGACAACGGGGGACGUGGCCCCUCAGACGCGCGCCGCUCCAGCGUCUGCUCUAGCGAGGGAGCAGCCGAGCGGGCGGCAGCUGCCUAGCGGCGUGCCAAGAUCCAAGAGAAGGAAGAACCAAGUGAAGAAGGUGGUGUGCCACGUUCCGGCGGACGGCUCGUCGUCCGACGUGUGGGCAUGGCGCAAGUACGGCCAGAAGCCAAUCAAGGGUUCUCCCUACCCAAGGGGAUACUACCGGUGCAGCAGCUCCAAGGGGUGCGCGGCGCGGAAGCAGGUGGAGCGCAGCCGCACCGACCCCAACACCUUCAUCCUCACGUACACCAACGAACACAACCACGCGGCGCCCACCCACCGCAACUCACUCGCCGGCACCACCCGCCACAAGUUCCCCUCCUCGGCGUCGCCGCCGCCGCCGUCCGUGGUGGUAUGCCCCGGCGAGGCGCGGCACCAGCAGCCGAGCCCGACGUCCACGUCCGCGGGGCUCUCACCCACGACGCCGCUGCGCACGCCUUCCAUGGAGGAGGACGAGGAAGAGGAGGAGGAGGAGGAGCUGCUCGUGGAGGAUAUGGAGAUGGCCGGCGAGGAUGAGCUCCUGUUCCUCAACGGCGACGGCAACUCCGCGGCACCACUGGAGCCGAUGUCCUCUCUGUUUGACAUCGUCGACGAGCCCUUCCUGUGCUCCCCCUGGAUGGCGGCAUCUGCCACCGCCGGCGAGCCAGCCGCAGGGGCAGCCGGCGCCGGGAGUUGACUUGGAGACAAUGAUUUGCCGUCCACCAUUCUAAUCAACCAGUAGCAGCAUCAUAAUACUAGUAACAGUUUUAGCAUUGGUAGUCCAGUACAGAGCUUGAUCCAUCAUCAAUCCUCCAGUAGUUCUUCACCGCUCACAACAUCUUCUUUUUUCUGCUCUUUUUUUUUUGGUAUGGUUGGGACUUUGUAUCUCUUUUCCUUAGGUGUCUGGUUUUUGCAUUUGUAUAUAGAAAGUGGUAGACGAUGAACCAACAAAAGGGAGAGGAAAGAAAGGGAAAACAAGAAAAGAAAAGAUGAUGGUGUGUUUGGGUGGCUCUUCUUGUUUCUUCCUUUCUCUGCUCAACAACUUCGCUUCCUGCAUGUAAUGCUGUGUAAGCUUGAAGAGAAUCCUUUAGUGGCAAUUUUACCUUUUGUUUUUCUCAGGA
Phragmites australis (common reed) is the source of this 1749-nucleotide messenger RNA. Its product is annotated as probable WRKY transcription factor 27. Gene Ontology annotation, biological process: regulation of DNA-templated transcription. Gene Ontology annotation, cellular component: nucleus. The record is from RefSeq and is a predicted model, not a curated record. Gene Ontology annotation, molecular function: transcription cis-regulatory region binding; DNA-binding transcription factor activity. Bases 243 to 1325 code for a protein of 360 amino acids. NCBI's taxonomy places the organism in Eukaryota, Viridiplantae, Streptophyta, Magnoliopsida, Poales, Poaceae. The transcript is spliced from 3 exons.